Arabis nemorensis is the source of this 957-nucleotide messenger RNA. The record is from the annotation of a GenBank genome assembly. NCBI's taxonomy places the organism in Eukaryota, Viridiplantae, Streptophyta, Magnoliopsida, Brassicales, Brassicaceae.
AUGAGUAAGGGACCGAGACUAUUCUCCGACAUGGGUAAAAAAUCGAAAGAUCUGUUGACAAGAGACUACAAUACCGAUCAGAAAUUCAGUAUUUCCUCUAACACUGUCUCUGGCUUUGCUCUUACUUCCACAGCUCUGAAGAAAGGAGGAUUACAUGCUGCUGAUGUUGCUACACAGUACAAGUACAUAAACAUUUUGUUCGAUACAACCAUCACAUUCACUGAGAUCCUCCCGUCGACAAAAGCCAUUGCCACCUUCACAGUACCUGAUUACAACUUUAGCAAGCCUUCUGAAUUCAAUCUCAACUACGAUUUACAGCUAGAGGUCCAAUACUUCCAUGAUCACGCAACAUUUACUGCAACUGCAGUUUUGAAACAAAACCCUCUAAUUAAUGUAACAGCCACUCUUGGCUCACCGACCAUCUCAUUUGGUGCAGAAGCUGGAUAUGACACAACAUCUCGAACUUUCACAAAGUACAACUUUGGAAUCAGUGUCUCAAAUCCAGAUAAAUGUGCAUCAGUAAUAAUGGGAGAUAAAGCAUAUUCGAUCAAAGCUUCAUAUGUUCAACACCUAGAUGGGUCGAAGAGAAGCGCCGCAGUUGGAGAGGUUUUAAGGAAAAUUUCGACGAAUGAGAACAUAAUCACCAUUGGUGGAUUGUAUGCGGUUGAUCACUUGACGAAUGUGAAAGCUAAGCUAAACAGUAACGACCCAGGCCGCCUCGGUCUCUCUACCAAGGUCCUGUGCAUCCAUGGUACAGCUUAUGUCGGGUAUAUAUUGGGUUUCAGCCAAUACGCCCAUGCUGCCCAUCUCCAGACUUGCCGCCAUGCUCACCCCGAUACUCUAUCGAGUUGCAGCAUGAUUGCUACUAACACCAACACUUCAUUGCGGUGCUGUCGAGGCGUCACCGAACCAUAUCGAGCCCUCUCGAGACGCGGCAUGAUGUCUGUCGACCCGUGA